Molecule: messenger RNA, 1968 nt
Organism: Mesorhabditis belari
Lineage: Eukaryota; Metazoa; Nematoda; Chromadorea; Rhabditida; Rhabditidae
Source: the annotation of a GenBank genome assembly
AUGGUUUGGCCAAAAGUCUUCCAUCGAAAAGACAAAUUUGGGAAAGAGAUAGCCGUCAUUUUAAUGGACACCCAAGGCACUUUUGACCUCCACAGCGAAAUCGGAAAUGCGGCUGUGAUCUUUGCCAUCUCGUUAUUGAUGUCCUCAGUGCAGAUUUUCAACACAAAAAGCCAAAUCGAUGCUCAGGAUCUUGACGCGCUCAACACGUUCAUCACGUUUUGUCAAAGAGCUGACGGAAGAGUUGGACAGAACUUUCUGAUAAUGGUGAGAGAUGCGAUCCGAGCUGGACCCGACAACGAGUACAUUGAGGAGUUGAAAGCACAAUCCCAGCAAGCACCCAAAUUGAGAAUGUUACUCACCGGUGUUUUGGACUCAUUCGAGAAAGUUGAAUGUUUUAUGGUGCCCAGACCAGCUGAGCCGGUGAUUCGAGCGAGUGGCGAAGUGCCGGUGAAAGAUUGCGGCUCGGAUUUCCUCUCCGUUCUAUGCGAUUGUGCCAACCAUGUGCUCGAUAAUUUGGUUCCGAAAAACGUGAUGGGAACGAUUUUGACUGGUGAAACUCUGAAAGAACAUGUAGAGAGUCUUGUUAACCACGUCACACACAAUCACCACCAUGCAAUCGGCUCAGCGUACCUGGCUACUUCACAACUUUACUUUCAAAAAGCUCGAAUUACUGCUGAAAGCUUUUUCAACGAACAACAUGAACAGUUAAUCCGAGAAAACAGUCAUCACCCAAUCCAACCUGAACUCUAUGCAGAGAAAUUGAAGAGAAUCAGCGGCGAAGCUGUGAAGAUCUAUCUGGUCAGCCCAUUUUUCGGCACGGCUGAAGAGAAGCGAUCACGUUUCAACGAUUUCGAAAAGGGAUUGCAGGAUCGUUGCUUGGAAAAAACGGAAAAUAAUGAGAAUCGAUAUAGAGAUAUUCGAAUGGCUGAAGCGGUCAAUGGGAGUUAUUUGGUUUAUGAGCAGGGGAUGCGGCUAGGCAUCGAGGCUCUAGUCAAUCCCGCUGUUUCCGAAUUCUCUAAAGAGACACAAUUGGUGGAAACGAAACGAACGCUGCUUUCGAAUAUGAUCAAGGUCAAGUUCGAAGGUCUUACACGCGAAAACGGUGCCAGGAAUUUAGAGCGGAAAGGAAAGGAAAUUUUCGAGAAACUCCUUGAAGAGCAUAUUGGGAAUUUGAGAGAGUGCAUCUCCACUACAACAAGCGACGAACAGAUCUCAGUGAACUUGCAGAGAUGUGCGGAGAAGUUGCAAACUCGAUAUGAAACAAAAAGGCUAGAGUUGACUCUCGAAGUGAUGAACACACUGCCGACCGUCUCACCGCAAACAAUCUCCCAGAUUCUCGACAACAAUCGUCAGGCUUUCACAACACCGUUCAAGAAAUGUGAAGACGAUUUUGUUUCUGAAGUUCGUGGCAAAUUGAGAAUGGAACAAUUGAUGGAUAAAAUUGGAAAAAUGGAGCAACUUCGGGUCAAUGAGAAGCAACGAUUUGGAGCACGUCAAGCAGAAACUGAGGCUAAAUUCGAGCAAAUGAGAAGCGCUUUGGAAGAAGAGCAACGCCGACGGGCCAAAGCUGAGUCGAACAAAGAAAACAACGAGGCGAUGUUACUCUUAAUGAAUCAUAUGAAAGAGAGCGAUGUUCGACAACGAGAACAGUACGAUCAAGAACGACGAGAGCACGCUAUUCGAGAAGAGAGACGACACCAAGAAGCUCAAGAAAAAGUCGAUCGAGUGUGGCAACAAAGGGUUUAUGAAGAAAACGAGCAGAGACGCGAAUAUCAAGAGCGAUUGGAUCAAAUGGAAAGAGAGCAAAGAGAGCGCCAACUUUGGAAUGAGCGACAACAGCAGACACAAGACCAACAACGACGCGUCCUCGAGAAUCAGCCUACUCAUGAGGAUCCCGAGCCAAACGGGGCUCGCCCCAUUUCUCAAGUUGUCUACUUUGGAUAUAGAAUCUUGCAUUCGUUGGGAUUU